Helianthus annuus (common sunflower) is the source of this 3525-nucleotide messenger RNA. RefSeq names its product peptidyl-tRNA hydrolase, mitochondrial. The coding region runs from base 2386 to 3465 and encodes 359 amino acids. The transcript is spliced from 2 exons. The record is from RefSeq and is a predicted model, not a curated record. NCBI's taxonomy places the organism in Eukaryota, Viridiplantae, Streptophyta, Magnoliopsida, Asterales, Asteraceae. Gene Ontology annotation, molecular function: peptidyl-tRNA hydrolase activity.
CAAAACCUAUAAUUCUUAUAUAAAAAUAGGAAUGUUACAAUUUGGGAUCCGAAUAUUUUUAAAGUAGUGGUCCCUGUUCAGAAUAGAAGUUUCCUCUUAAUUAGAGGCACGUUGUCUGGUAAUGGGGCUUCCUUAAAUCUGGUUAAUGUAUAUGCGCCAUAAAAUACGGCAGCCAAAAGUCAGCUGUGGGAUGAGCUUUCGAAUCUGAUCAGUUCUUAUGAAGGAAAGUGGGUUCUAACAGGUGAUUUCAACGCUGUUCGUUCCAUCGAAGAAAGGAAAAACUCUAACUUUAAAGUGGCAUGUGCAGAAAACUUUAACAAAUUCAUUUUUGAUAAUGGAUUACAGGAAUACCCUCUUCAGGGGCGUAAAUUCACAUGUAUCAGGGAUAAUGGCAGAAAAUUAAGCAAGUUGGACCGUUUUUUGGUAUGCUCGGAAUUUUUUUAACUCGUGGCCUUUGGCGUGCGCGAGGGUGCUUCCUGGGAGACACUCUGAUCACUGUCCUAUUAUUCUGGAGGUAGUUGAUCAUAAAUUUGGUCCUCGACCAUUCCGAAUUUUUAGUUCUUGGAUUGGUCAGCCGGGUUUUGAGGAAGUAGUUAUUGAGGCUACAGAAAGUUUUGUCUCGUUUGGUUCUCUGGAUACUUGUCUCACUUCCAAGUUUUCCCAUAUUAGAGCCCGACUGAAGUCCUGGAGGGAUGAAAUCUUAGCUAAAGAAAAAGAAAGUGUGAAUGUGGCUUUAUCCGAAUUGGAGGCUCUAGAGAACGAUAUGGAAAAUAGGGACCUAACCGAGGAAGAAGAAUGGAUUAUGGUGUAAAAUAGGAAAGUAGUGAAAGAAGUGAACUAUAGGAAGAAUGUUGAUCUUAGGCAAAGAUCGCAUAUGAAGUGGGCUUUAGAGGGGGAUGAGAACUCAAAAUUUUUUCACGCCUUGGUGAAUAAUAGGAAAGUUGUUAACACGAUUCACGGCCUCAACAUUAAUGGCGAGUGGUGUUCUAAACCAAAGUUAAUUCUGUUAACACGAUUCACGGCCUCAACAUUAAUGGCGAGUGGUGUUCCAAACCAAAGUUAAUUAAGAAACAGGCUCUCUCGUUCUUUCGGGAUAAGUUUAAAGAGCGUGUUGCUAAUAGACCGGAGUUGGUGUGUCAGAACAUCAAGAUGAUUUCUGAGGCGAACCGGAAUUUUUUAAUUGAGCCUUUUACCGAGCGAGAAAUUAGAGAGGCUGUUUUUGAUUGUGGGGAUGAGAGGGCCCCGGGCCCGGAUGGGAUGAAUUUCCGAUUUAUUAAACAUUUUAGGAACAUUUUUAAGGAGGAUUUUGUGAAGAUUUUCGACAUGUUUUACAGCUCUAACGUUAUUAACUUAGGAAGUGGGGCCUCUUUUAUUGCCUUGAUUCCUAAGGUUAAAGAUCCGGUUUCGUUAAAUAAUUAUAGGCCCAUUAAUUUGGUUGGAGUGAUUAGUAAGGUGAUCUCGAAGGUUCUUGCUAACCGUAUGAGGUUGGUUCUUGAUGAAGUUAUUUCCGACACCCAGUCGGCUUUUCUCAAAGGGAGAUACAUAUUGGAUGGCCCGCUUAUCGUUAACGAACUAAUUUCUUGGAUUAAAAAGAAGAAAUCCAAGGCUUUCUUUUUAAAAAUCAAAUUUGAGAAAGCAUACGACAACGUGAGUUGGGAAUUCGUUGCGAGUAUUCUCCAACAAAUGGGUUUUCAUAAUAAGUGGUGUUCUUGGAUCAUGGGAGUUCUUAAAUCGGCGAAUUCUUCAGUUUUGGUCAAUGGCUCGCCUACUUUCACAUUUAGACGCGAGAAGGGUAUGAGACAAGGCGACCCACUUUCGCCGUUUUUAUUCUUGGUUGUUAUGGAGGCUCUGUCUUGUAUGAUCAGCAAUGCUAAAGAAGCCGAGGUUAUAAAAGGGAUUCCCAUUCCUAAUAAUGGGCCGAACAUGUCACAUCUCCUUUAUGCGGAUGAUGCUAUUGUGAUGGGAGAAUGGUCUAGAAUUGAAAUAAUUAACAUAGUGAGAAUUCUUCGUGUUUUUUUAUCUUUGUUCAGGUCUUAAAAUCAAUCUCGAUAAGUCCAAUCUUUAUGGUAUUGGAGUGGGAUUGGAAGAAACUGGGGGGAUGGCUAACGUGGUGGGGUGUAAACCGGAUAGUCUGCCUUUCAAAUAUCUUGGCCUUAAAGUUGGAGCAAACAUGAAUCGGAUUUCCAAUUGGCAACCGGUUUAGAGAUUUUUCGGGCGCGUUUGUCUAAGUGGAAGUCGCAUCUCCUUUCUAUCGGGGGAAGGGUGGUCUUAAUAAAGUCUGUCUUGGAAAGCCUUCCGACAUAUUAUUUUUCUCUUUAUAAAGCUCCUAAGAAGAUUAUUUCAGAAUUGGAAUCGUUGAUUAAAAGAUUUCUGUGGGGAGGGUCAAUGGAAGAAAGAAAAAUGCACUGGGUCGCAUGGGAUACGGUCACUCGUCACAUAAAAGAUGGAGGUCUGGGUUUAAAUAAACUUGAAUUGGUGAAUAGGUCUCUUUUGACUAAAUGGGGAUGGAGAUUCAAGACGGAAGGCAACAAUCUUUGGAAAAAAGUAAUCGGUGCGCUUCAUUCAAAUAGGAAGGGGUGGGAAUGCAUUCCUUUUAAAAAAUCGCUUCCCAGAGUUUGGAAUAACAUAGCAAAAAUUUUUAUAAACACAAAUGUGGCUGGUCGGCCUUUAAGAAACUUCAUGAAAGGAUCUGUCGGAAAUGGAGAAGAAGUGGCUUUUUGGCUCGACUGUUGGCUUCUGAACGAGCCUCUCAAAACUGCGUUUCCGGAAUUAUUUAGAUCUGAAACUGAAAAGAGAUGUGCCGUGGCUGAUAGAAUCAAAGUUCUAAAUGGCGAAGUAUUAUUUAAUUGGAGCUGGAACUCGGAUUUGUCGUCGGAAGGCUUGGGGAACAGUCUCGAUCAACUGUUAGGUGCGCUUACAGGGAUGCAGAUUACAUCUGGAAAGGACAAUUGGAAGUGGACCUCCGAUCCAGAUGGCUGCUUUUCGGUUAAGAAUGUUAAAAGGCUGCUGAAGAAGGAUUAUGCAGCAAACAGACGUUUUGUCGUGGAAUGGUGCAGCCGGUUACCGUCCAAAGUCAACAUCCAUGGAUGGAGGCUGGAAAUGAACAAAGUACCUACGGCCGAGGCUCUUAUGUAUCGAAAUAUUGAAGUUAAUGACCCAUCGUAUCCGUUAUGCAGUCCGGAAAUAGAGACCGCAGAUCACCUUUUCAUUGCCUGUUUUAUCGCUUCAACGGUGUGGAAUGGAGUUAGUACUACAUGGUGUAAGAUCCCUCAAAUUUUCGCGUUUUCUCUUCAAGAUCUCCUUAGUAUUUAUAGCGAUCUUGCUGUGUCGGAGAAGAAAAAGGAGGCGGUGCAAGGCAUUAUUAUGGUUUCAUGUUGGAGUCUGUGGCGAGCCAGGAAUAAGUUUAAGUUUUCGAACGUUCCGGUCAAAAUAGAAGCUGGAUUUCACAUUUCAAAGUGGCAUUGAAGCGAUUCGAAUUCUUUUACUCCAAGGUUUUGAUAAGAGUGCAACAUUUGUGAAUAGUCC